ACUGCUAAUCACCCCGUGCGAUUAGCAUCGUCUUCCACAGAUUGAAGCCUUUAUUCGCCCAGCGUCCGACGAUACCAAACGUUUAGAAAUUGCGCAAACCUGCGACCGCCUCGUUCCAAAUCCGAUACGCCCUUGAUCUAACCAUAAUCAGAGCCGAGAAAGUCGACACUGCACCCAACGUCUCCCUCCUACACCACCUUGGCUCAAUCGCUCCCACCCUGGGCAGUAUUGGCGAGCCCUGAGCCGAGAGCAGAUUUCCCAGACGAAGCUCGAGAACGCUCUGAUAUGGUGGUUGUGAUAUCGAGCCUGAAUCUAGACUCAUAGCCCAUUCCAGAGCUGGGAGCCAGCAAGGAGCUGCCUAUCCAGAGCUGCGAUGGCGCCCCAGCGGGACUAUUACGCUGAUUUGGGCCUGACUCCAUCGGCAGAUAUCGUGGAAAUCAAGAAGCAGUUUCGAAAGCUAGCUCUGAAAUACCAUCCCGAUCGUAACCCUGGCCGAGAACAAGAAGUCAACUCGCAGUUUCAGGUCAUUCAAGCUGCCCACGAGAUACUCAGCGACCCCGAGGCUAAAGCAAAGUACGAUGCUACCCUUUUGCGGUCCGCUUCCAGCCGAUACCCGACCGCCUCGGGUGUAAGAGGAAACCCAUGGUCAAACGUCAGCCAGCAAUUCCCUGUGCCACCGCGACGAAACGCGCCGCGAACAACCACUUCGGGGCCACAAAGAUGGAAUGAAAGAUUCUCGGCCGGUGUGCCGCCCACCGCCAAGCAGCAGCAGCAGGCAUCGGCGGCAACGGCUGCGCGAGCUUUCGAAAGCAUGCGGAAAGGCGGUGCUAAGGGCCGCCCGCAAGACCGAGCUCCUCCCCCUCCGCCGCCUCGCAACCCUCCAACGCCUCCUCCCCGAACGGAGGCUGCCAAAAAGAGAGCCGAGGCAUCCUUCGGGGCCAAGAAGGCAGGCUACUAUCCGCGGUCGAAUACUCCUGGCGAUGAGCCCCCCGUCACCAACAACAACUAUUCGUCUCGCACCAAUUCUGCGCGGACAGCGCCCGCACCCAACCCCGAACCUGUGGCCGAUCCCUUGGCGCAGUUCAGGCAAUGGAGCGGCAAUGAAGAGGCCGCCAGGAACGCCGCCAAGAAUGCAUCGAACAUCAACAGUGGAGGCGAGAGGACCAACCCCUUUGGCAGUACCGCGUCGAGUCGAGCAAGAAGCACCAAAGAGCCGUCAGAGUCAGCGGGCCCAUCAACAGCACCCAAGCAAAGCCAGAUGGACCCGGAGUUGAGGGCAGGCCUCGUGUCGUACCUGUUCCCCCAAGCUCGCGGCCUGGCGCAUCCUUCAAGCCCCAGACAGAGGCGGCGACAUCCACCACCACCACUACUACUGCCGCACCAAAUGGCAAUGUGUUUACUACUAAUCAAACAACCAACCCUUCCACAACCAACGAACCGACUACACUCAAGGAGACAGGGGAGCCCACAAUUCGGUCCCAAAUCUAAACUAUGCGGUCCAAGUGGAAAAAGCCAUGCAGUUCACAAUCUCUCCCCCUUUGAGCAGGAGCAGUAUCAGAUCUUGAAGCUGCUCAUCAAGAACAGAGAUUUACCUGCCUUGACACCAAGAAAAGAAUCACUCCACAGCACCCCUUACCAUGAGAAACCUGCCGUAGAGAAAUCGAGCGCUAACAGUGUCUUGCCGAAUAGCUUCAGCUUUAACUUGGACGAAGAAGCCUUUACCCCCAGCCCUCCAAGGACAUCCAAAUUCAGAAAGAGCACGAGCGCUGACGGGAUCAACACGACUUUCGUCGAGGACGAGUCUUCUGCAACGUGGCAGUUCAGUGCUGGGAGUGGGGAUAACAACCCCCCUCCUCUCAACCGUUCUCAGUCAGACAGCAGGGCAGGUCGCCGCUCACCCAUCAAACGCCGACCGGUUCCCAGCUCAACUGUUCCCGAUUCCGGAGCUCAAGCGCCUCAAAACGGAUUUGACGCGGAAAGUUGGAACUCCAUGUUUGGGCCCCAGACGUUUGCUCCGCCGCCAGCCACUCCCAAAACAUCAGUGUCGCCCACGCGACAAGGCCGAUCAACGACGCGAAAGACAACAAGAACUACGAGGCCCUUGGCCGGCAACGCCGCCAUUGUUGAGGAAUAUAGCGAAGAAGAAGAACGCUAUGUCUGGACCGGCCGCAAGAAAGAUCCAAAGCCUGCAACGGUUGAUAGCCCCCAGGCAAUGGAUAUCGAUCCACCGUUGACUGCCUCUCCAGCUGCGGUUCACACCCCUACUCCGCCGCCUCCCGGUGCAGCUUCGUCUGCGGCAACUCCCGCCACGACCUUCUCUGCAACUCCUCCUGCUACUCAGCCUCAUCCCCAGCCUCAUCCUCAUGCUCAUCCCACGGUUGCCAGGAAUAUUCCUGUCGAGCCGUCACGGCCGGAAUGGCGGCCUGGAAACGUGACGGGACUAGGCCAGGCGUUUGAACAGGCCGAGGAAAGGAAGCACAUACCUGUCAACUUGCAAGGGUCCGAAGAUAGCGAAGAGUUUCGAGCGACAUUUGAAGAUCUCAAGAACGUGGCGCCGUUUGCUCCGCCCAAGACCGGCCUCAAGUCAUUCACCGAUUUGAAAGAUAGCCUACCAUUUGAGAGCAAGGCGUCAAGCGAACUGCACCUCGACGUUCCUCAGGCACAUCCGCUGGUGUUCCCUGAGCCUCCAGUUGCUCCUAGACUGCCGCCCACCGUGGCAGUUGACGGCGUGAAGCCGAACGUUGCAUCAUGGAGCAAAUAUCUCGAAGAGUUUGAGGGAUACUUACGUCUUUGGGACAUGUUCAACUCACAGGUGGUCGAUCACUUCGCCACGCGGAAAUCCAACAUCUUGCACACAAGAGCCUCAAAGGGCUAUUCAUUCCUAGCUGCAAGGGGUGAUGCCGACGUUAUGGAGUACCAUAACUGGGUGGAGCAGGAUAACGGAGUCCGCCGAAGGUGGUUGGCAGCUUGCGAAGAGCACGAAGUACGGUUCAGAGAAUUCAUGGCGUUCAGGGAAAAGAUGAAGUCGACGACAUAA
Messenger RNA from Trichoderma reesei QM6a, 3037 nucleotides. RefSeq lists its product as uncharacterized. The record is from RefSeq and is a predicted model, not a curated record. Lineage: Eukaryota; Fungi; Ascomycota; Sordariomycetes; Hypocreales; Hypocreaceae. The coding region runs from base 374 to 3037 and encodes 887 amino acids. Gene Ontology annotation, cellular component: cytoplasm. The transcript has 5 exons.